Molecule: messenger RNA, 124 nt
Organism: Racocetra fulgida
Lineage: Eukaryota; Fungi; Glomeromycota; Glomeromycetes; Diversisporales; Gigasporaceae
Source: the annotation of a GenBank genome assembly
UAAUUUAUCAACUGAUGAUAAGAAAUAUAAUGAAGAUCAAUCUUUAGAUUAUGUUUCUGAUAAUGAUAUUUUUACUGGCAUCUAUAAUAAAGCAGUAGUGAUAAUGAAGAGAAAAAUUAGUUAA